AUGUCUCUCACGUAUUUAUCCUCAAAAUCUGUGCUCCAGUUUAUCGAUCCUAACCUGAGAAUCGAGUUACGCCAGAGAUGUCCGGGAGUCCGCUCCACCGAAAAGAGUAUUCCAAUGCGAAUCGAUGAAGUCCAGUUGACGCCGACAAUGAUCAGAAUCAAUAAGAAGACGUAUCGAUUGUGUCUGUAUGAGUGUUAUCGAGAGGAUUCUGAUUUAACAGUGGAUAAGAUGCCAGAAGGAAUUCGAAAUGUGAGAAAGAUGUCACGAGAAAGGGAUCAUGACGUAGAUCACUAUGGGAUCAGAGACCAACCAGAAGCAACCAUCAGAUUUGUUGAGAGAUUGAGACAAGAUUUGGAUAUUGAACAUUCGAAAGAUAUGUAUUACAAGGCAAAGCAAUUAUUAUCGAUUGAGACGAAUCCAGUGGAAAUGAAGGCGUUGGAAGAGAGAAUCAAUCAUUACGGAUCGAUUUAUUAUCCGUAUUUAUUGAGAGAGAAAGAGACGCCGAGAUAUCGAAUGCCUUAUUUUUAUUUUAUCAAACUAGUGAUUGCAGACGACAAAACAGAGGUUGUCCAGUACAGUAAGACACUUGGAGACGCAUUGAAGUACAUGGUAGGACAACUAUUCGGAACGGCUAGUUUAAUUACCAUCCGAGUCCUUGAAAUCAAUCCAACCGCCCCUUUUUACUACAGUAUCCCCUAUAAUCUAUCGGUUUGCAAUCUGAAAAUCACUCAGCAGAUAUCAAGAGCUCUCAACGCAUUCUCUUUCUCUGCUCCUCUCCAAAAACUGGAAAUCUUAGCACACCCACGUGAAAUUGUUGACUACAGUAACCCCACUCUAAGAGACGCGAGAAUUGUCGUUUCGACAGGAGUCGUGACAAGAUAA
This is a messenger RNA of Caenorhabditis remanei, 882 nucleotides long. RefSeq lists its product as uncharacterized. Lineage: Eukaryota; Metazoa; Nematoda; Chromadorea; Rhabditida; Rhabditidae. The record is from RefSeq and is a predicted model, not a curated record. The coding region runs from base 1 to 882 and encodes 293 amino acids. The transcript is spliced from 2 exons.